Cannabis sativa is the source of this 1946-nucleotide messenger RNA. RefSeq names its product flavonoid 3'-monooxygenase CYP75B137. Bases 211 to 1761 code for a protein of 516 amino acids. The transcript is spliced from 2 exons. Gene Ontology annotation, molecular function: monooxygenase activity; oxidoreductase activity, acting on paired donors, with incorporation or reduction of molecular oxygen; iron ion binding. NCBI's taxonomy places the organism in Eukaryota, Viridiplantae, Streptophyta, Magnoliopsida, Rosales, Cannabaceae. The record is from RefSeq and is a predicted model, not a curated record.
UGUAUGAAUUGAAUUGGAUUCGUAUUGAAUUCAAAAAAAAAAAAAAAAAAAAAAACCACACUUUAAUGAUAUCAGAUCCAAUAUGAGUAAAAUAAUAGGAAUUUGGAUUGGAUCCUACAUCUUAUUAAUGACUGAAUACAGAUAUGGUCUUUUUUCUCAUUUACUACUCAAAAGGAGAAACUCAAUAUUUCUCUAAACACACUCACAACAAUGACACAACAACCCAACACCGCUUCACUAAGCUUCUUUACCGAUGACAACUUCAAGCGCGUGUUCUUCACUCUCUCGGCUGCCGCCGUCGUCCUCCUCCUAUUCAUAUAUCUCAAAUUACGGUCUAAUCGGGCCUCGCCACCGUUACCGCCAGGCCCACGUGGGUUACCCUUACUGGGCAACCUUCUAUCUCUGGACCCGGAGCUCCACACCUACUUCACCAACUUGGCCCAAAACCACGGCCCAAUACUGAAGCUUCAGCUGGGGAACAAGGUCGGUAUAGUCAUCACCUCACCUUCUCUGGCCCGAGAAGUUUUGAAAGACAACGACGUCGUUUUCGCCAACCGCGACGUCCCAGUCGCCGGUCGUAUCAUCACCUAUGGCGGAUACGACAUAACAUGGACGCCGUACGGUCCCGAAUGGCGUAUGCUCAGAAAAGUCUGCGUUCUCAAGAUGCUCAGCAACACUACCUUGGACUCCGUCUACGAGCUCCGGCGUCGGGAGGUUCGGAAGACAGUCGGGUACUUUUACAGUCGGGUCGGGUCUCCAGUUGGAGUUGGGGAACAGAUGUUUCUGACCAUUCUGAAUGUGAUUACGAAUAUGCUUUGGGGUGGGUCUGUGGAGGGAGAGGAGAGAGAUAAGUUGGGUUCGGAGUUUCGGCAGAUUAUUUCUGAGAUAACUGAGCUUCUGGGUAAGCCUAAUGUGUCUGAUUUUUAUCCGGGUCUGGCUCGGUUUGAUCUGCAAGGGGUCGGAAAGCAAAUGACUAAGCUGGCUCUUAGAUUUGAUAUGAUGUUCGAGAACUUGAUUGCUCAACGGUUGAAAGGGGUUAGUGAGAGGAGAGAUUUCUUGCAGUAUCUGUUGGAGUUGAAAGAAGAAGUUGAUUCUAAAACUCCAUUGACAAUUAUCCAAAUCAAAGCCUUGCUUACGGAUAUGAUAGUGGGUGGAAGUGACACAUCCUCUAAUACAAUCGAAUUUGCCAUGGCUGAAAUCAUGAACCAGCCAGAGAUUUUAAAGAAAGCCCAAAAAGAGUUAGAAGCUGUGAUUGGCAAAGACAACAUAGUAGAGGAGUCUGACAUUCAUAAGCUACCUUACUUACAAGCUGUGAUGAAAGAAACUCUGAGGCUGCACCCAGUUCUACCAUUGUUAGUGCCUCAUUGCCCAAGUGAAAGUUGCAUUGUGGGAGGCUACACCAUUCCAAAAGGCUCUCGGAUUUUCAUCAAUGUUUGGGCCACACAGAGAGACCCUUCCAUCUGGGAGAAUCCCCUCAAGUUUGAUCCGGACAGAUUCUUGAAUGACAGUAAAUGGGACUUCAGUGGAAGUGACUUUAACUACAUCCCAUUUGGGUCUGGUAGAAGGAUAUGUGCAGGGAUAGCCAUGGCUGAGAGGACGGUGGUGUAUUCACUAGCUACUCUUUUGCAUUCUUUUAACUGGGAAUUGCCUCGUGGAGAGAAAAUGGAUCUUGAAGAGAAGUUUGGGAUUGUGUUGAAGAAGAAGAUACCUCUAGUUGCCAUUCCUACUCCAAGAUUUUCGGACCCAUCACUAUAUAGAUAACUACUUGAAUGUUGAGUGUAGUAUAUCUGAAAGGCUUAUGUUUAUUUGGCUAUGCAAUGUAAAACCGUAAAGAUUAGGGUGUUCAUCCAAUCCAACUCAUAUUAUUUUACUCACAGUGCAUUUGAUCAGAGUGGAUUUUAUAUUUUGGAUCUAACUUAAUUUACAAAAAUGCGAAUUGAAUUGAU